GUCACCUUUUUCCGUACAUACAGUAGAUGGUUAUUAGCAGCAGCUAGUGUUGCAUGCAGUCUCUUGGUUUCUUUGAUGCUCAUGGGAUGGAGGAUGGAGCUGAACUCAGUCUACGUUGACCUCAAUCUCCCUUCUGAACCCAGCUCUGCAAAGAUGCUUCACCCACCUCAAGUUUUCAAUGGCUCCCAGCAUUUCCACUGGCACCAGAUUGCUCUUUGGAUUGGAUGGGCUGGGAAUCUUAUCCUGGUGGUCACUGUGAUACUGCUGGCUUUUCAGACAAGGCAACUUAGGGAUCUUCUGGAGAAAGCCUCUCCCUCUGAAGGACCCACCAAUGGAAGCAGAAAUCAUAAUUCUCUGGAGAAUGUGACUCAUUUGCGGCAGUUUGUAUGUAAGACAAACAACAGCAAUAUAACAGAGGACUCCAGCUGCAAACUUUGUCCACAGAACUGGUUUUUGCAUGCAGACAAAUGCUAUUGGAUCUCCAAAAAAAAGCAAUACUGGCGCAAGAGUAAGGAAGACUGCAGAGCAAAGCUCUCUCACCUGGCAGUGAUACAAAAUCAGGAAGAACUGGCUUUUAUAGGGAAUAUUAGCAGAGGGUAUUCAUUGCUGUGGAUUGGACUAGAAGUCACAUUAUUCCCUGCACGGAAUUGGACCUGGGUGAAUGGCUCCUCCUCUGAUGGCAAACUGUUGCAAAAUCUAGGUCCAGCUGAAGCCAACUGCUGUGGACAACUGAAUGGGAAAAAAAUUAUUCCUCAACCAUGCAAUACCAUGGCCAUGUGGAUCUGUGAGACAAAAGCUGUCCUGAUAUAAAUAACUAGAAUGGCAACAGCAAAUUGGCCUUUGUCAUAUAGCAGUAAAGGAGCUUAGAUGAGCUGCCCUCCUCUCUGCCUAUCCUACUUCUCUUGAUGCCGAGACAGGCCCAUUUAGGGAACACACUGAUAAAUUGUAAUGGGUUCAGAGUAUGGCAACAAAGGCAGUGAGUGGGGUGUGCUCGAACUACUGUUCAAGCACCAUUUGGGAGCAAAGAGUGGGAGCUUUAAGAAAGAGGAGAACCCCUUCUUUCCACCACCCCAUGCAGCUUAUUGCUAGAGUGCUGCACCCAAGUAGCACCAGCGCGCAUAUGGUGUCUGCACAGGCACUGGCACCACUUGUGUGGUCAGCAUGGUGUUUCUGACCAUGCAAAUUAUGCCCGUGCAUGUGCAGAUGCCAUGCUAGGGCCAUGCACCACCCCAGCAGGAAGCUUUUUAUUAAAGUUCCUGCUCCCGAAUAGUGCUCAAACCACUGUUCAGGUAGACCCCUAACAGUGAGGGGUCUGGAAAUCAAGUCCUAUGAGGAGUGAAGGAGUCGGGUACGUUUAGCCUGGAGAUUAGAAAGACCAAGUGGAGAUAACACAGCCUUUUUCAAAUAUUUGAUGGGCUGUUGCUGAUUAAGUAGACUUGUUUUCUUUUGCUCCUAGUGGCAGGAUUCAAACAAAUGGAUUGAAAUGAGAAAGAAGCAGAUUCAAACUAGGCAGUAGGAAGAGUUUCCUAAGAACUGUUUGACAGUAGAAAAGUCUGCCUAACAGUGGUAGGCUUUCCUUUGCUGGAGAUUUUCAAACAGAGGCUGGGCAGCCAUCUUUCGGAGAUGCUAUCACAGUCUUCUGCAAAGCACAGGAGUUCAUCUAGAAGGUCUCCUCCAACUCAAAAAUGCUAUAAUUAUCUAUGUGUGUACAGAGUGUGUUAUAGUGCCAGUAGUUUGCUGUUUAGAGAUGAGCUUGGUAGUGUUCAUGAAGGAGUAGGCUUAUCCUCAUAAUGGAAUUGUAUGGUCCAUGUAGCAUCUUCUGUUAAAUUUACAAACUCUUGAAUGGCAGGGAUGAGGUAUGUUAUUUCUUUAUUGAAGGAAGCCGAAUCUUUGCAGCAAAAUGUAGUGGAUAGUGUGAUGCCUUCAAUGUAGGGAAAGCACACAUCUUUCACAGAAAGACAAUCACUCAUGGACAGCACAAGGGUGAAGAUGUAUCUAAAAUUCCUUUCAGUCAUUCAAUUUUAUGUUAAUAUUUACAAAUAAUAUUUACAAAUUUACACAGAGUGAUGUCUAAUAAAAUCAAAUACCUUA
Hemicordylus capensis (graceful crag lizard) is the source of this 2091-nucleotide messenger RNA. RefSeq names its product killer cell lectin-like receptor subfamily B member 1B allele C. The transcript has 6 exons. Bases 76 to 810 code for a protein of 244 amino acids. The record is from RefSeq and is a predicted model, not a curated record. Lineage: Eukaryota; Metazoa; Chordata; Lepidosauria; Squamata; Cordylidae.